Messenger RNA from Cydia amplana, 4104 nucleotides. RefSeq names its product hormone receptor 4 (gene Hr4). The coding region runs from base 497 to 2740 and encodes 747 amino acids. NCBI's taxonomy places the organism in Eukaryota, Metazoa, Arthropoda, Insecta, Lepidoptera, Tortricidae. The transcript is spliced from 8 exons. Gene Ontology annotation, biological process: regulation of DNA-templated transcription. Gene Ontology annotation, cellular component: chromatin. Gene Ontology annotation, molecular function: sequence-specific DNA binding; zinc ion binding; nuclear receptor activity. The record is from RefSeq and is a predicted model, not a curated record.
GCGAGAUGACUAUAUUUCGGCGGCGUACUCGUCGAGCGUAAGGGCGACUACGAAAAACACUGAUGCAAUUUUUACAGCGUACGUAAUUGAGGACUGACGGCGCCGGCGGUGUGUGCGUGCGCGUCGAGAGCGACGCCCGCGUCCGAAACGGAGGCGGAAUAUUUAGGUGAAAGUGUUUCGAAUUUCGACAUGACGACAUUCGCGCGCAGUCGUUAUCGUGACUUUGCCGAAUCGAGAGGUUCGGGGAGCGCGAGCUCGGACCACCGGCUACCCUCGCGUUUGCUCCGCAGGAAGUGCGCCUGCCGAAUGCUGAACCCAGUGCUUAUUGAAAAACUAUGCUGAGAGUUGGUGUGUCCAAAAUUUUUCGGAGACGUAAAUUAAAAGGUGAUCGGUGUAUUCAGAGCUGGUUCGAGGGAUGCUCGCGGAGCCCUAGCCACGCAAGCUGGGGCCGGACGAGGCACGCGCCGCCUCCGCGCACACGCACCGACUGCACAACAUGACUUCCACAAUGGGAAUAAUGACACUCAGCCGCGGCCCGUGUGACCUUGACAACAUGAGUCUCUUCCAAGACCUAAAACUAAAGAGGCGAAAAGUUGACUCCCGAUGUAGUAGCGAUGGCGAGUCGGCUGCCGAUACCAGCACGUCGUCGCCGGACCCGGGCCCGCCCUCGCCGCGCAUGGCCGACGCCGGCUGCAGCACGCCGCCGCACCCGCCGCCCAUGUUCGACGACGGCAGCUCACCCACGCCCACCCCGGCCUGCCACCCCACCGUCAUUCGCUCGGCGCCGCCAUACUCCGUCAUCAAGUUUGAAGGAGCCGCCAGCUCCAACAAGUCUGACAAUUCGCAUGCCAUUAAACACGCGUCGCCCACGCAACACUCCUCCGUGAAGCUGGAGGGCCCGCCGCCGGAGCCGCCGCUCCCGUACAGGCCGCGAGCGCCCGCGCCGCCGCCGCCCGCCGUGCACUCUCCUCUCGCGCCGGGGCCCUGGCCGCCAGCCGCUUGCAUCAACGGCGUCAAGCCCGAACUUAUCGGCGGCCACUUCCCGCCACAACCGCAGGAGCCCAAGACUGGUGCGCGAGGGCCUACGCAAUGGAGAGGGGCGCCCGCCGUUAUCAUGGGUGAAUCCGGGGGUGUACGCACAAUGUUCUGGACGUUACCGGCGCCCACUCCCGGGGGUGAGGCAUCUGCAACGCCGAGCGGGUCGCACACGCCAACACCGCCGGCUUCCGACCCCUCUACAUGUAGCGAGGAAUCUGCGGCUAGGCUGCUUUUAAACCUUGGUGGUGAGUUAAGGCGACAGCGCGGCCCGCCAUUGAACAUGGAACUGUUAUGGGCAGGCGACGUAUCACAGCUGCCAGCUCACCAACAGCUCCACGCUCUGAACCUGAGUGCGGCGGCAGGCAGCACGGCCGGAGCUUCAGGCGCGCCGGCCCCAAGCCCACACGCUAUGCCUCGUCCAGAACUCCGCGCCUACGCGCCCGAAGCUGAACGUGAAGAAGAUGAACAGCCCAUGAUCUGCAUGAUAUGCGAAGACAAAGCAACAGGUUUACAUUACGGAAUUAUCACCUGUGAGGGAUGCAAAGGCUUCUUCAAGAGAACUGUACAGAAUAGACGCGUGUACACAUGCGUCGCUGAUGGAGGCUGUGAAAUCACAAAAGCGCAAAGAAAUCGAUGUCAAUACUGUCGCUUCAAGAAAUGUAUCGAACAAGGCAUGGUUUUACAAGCUGUGAGAGAAGACCGCAUGCCAGGAGGACGAAAUAGCGGCGCAGUGUACAAUUUGUACAAAGUAAAAUAUAAGAAGCACAAAAAGGCAAAUAAAGCAGCGACAACAACAAGCCGGGCGUCGCCACCAGAAAAGCCUAAAGAGCCAAUGCCACCUCUCCCGCCACAUCUGGUCAACGGCACUAUUCUUAAGACUGCUCUCACCAAUCCUAGUGAGAUGUGUUGCGUUCAGGUUGUCCACCUAAGGGCUCGAUUAGAGAGCGCAGUAUCAUCCUCGCGGGACCGCGCGGUGCCGCUGGACAGGGCGCUGCACAUGAUCCGUGCCCUCAUCGACUGCGAUGCUAUGGAGGACAUCGCCACCGUGCGCCACCUACCCGAUCUCCUGCACGACACCUCAGAAAUAGGCGACAAGCUCUGCAAAAUCGGGGACUCCAUCGUUCACAAGAUGGUCGCGUGGACGAAGAAACUCCCGUUUAUAAUGGAGAUUCCGAUGGAAAUACACUCCAAGCUGCUGAUGGAAAAGUGGCACGAGAUCUCUGUGCUGACGACGGCGGCGUUCCAGGCGAUGCACGGGAAGCACGCGCACGCGCCGCCCUCCUCGGACCACGAGCACGACUUCGUACAAGAGGUGAACGCAAACCUGCGGACGCUACAGAACUGCCUCACCUCGCUGAUGGGGCGCCCCAUCACCCUGGAGCAGCUGCGGCUGGACGUGGGGCUGGUGGUGGAGAAGAUGACGCAGAUCACCUGCGUCUUCCGCCGCAUACAGCUUCGGAUGGAGGAGUACGUCUGCCUCAAAGUCUACAUAUUGUUGAACCAAGAAGUGGAACUGGAAGGCAUUCAGGAGCGAUACGUGCAGGUUUUACGCAGUUAUCUGGAACACGCAGCUCCCCACCAUCCCGGCAGAUUGCAGGAACUUUUUGCCAGGAUACCUGAGAUCCAAGCAGCGGCGAACCUCCUACUCGAGAGCAAGAUGUUCUAUGUGCCGUUUGUGUUAAACUCGGCAGAGAUCAGAUAGUACGUGUAGUCGCGCCGCGCGUCUUAUGUCACCACCUGUGUUCACUGCCCCGGCACAAGAGCUCGUACAAAUGUUCCUAGUCGCCCGCCAAGGGGCCCGGCCGCUCGGUGCGGCUCGGGACCGCCGCCGAGCCCCCGGCACGGGCAGCCCUCACCGCGCGAUAGUGAACUCCCUGCGAGCACGGCUACAUUACAUACUCGCGCCCACGAGUCCAUGUGUGUAACGAUGUUUAUUUUAGAGGAAUUAAAACGUCCCAAUUGACAGACUGAUUUUUAUUAAUAGUUCUUAUGUGAUAAGCGCCAGGGACUCGAAUGCGUGUUUUAUACCUACGUGGUAGUGUAUACUAAUUAGUGUAAAUUAGUUUAAUGUUAGUUAAUAUUUAAAACUGACAGAGGGAUCGCAUAAUAUAUUAUUUCUGUAAAUAUAGAGUACUUUAUAGCAUAGGUAGAUUGUUAAGAUGUUGUUUUAGAUAGAUUUGUUUCUUGUACAUGGAAUAUUGCUGUUUUAGUUUGCAUUUUAUAUCGUGUAGGGGUACCUAACCAGUGUAAUGUAAUAAUGAGAAUUUUACCUGUCUAAGACUUGUUGGUAAGUAAUGUUAUGUAAGUAGACUGUAAGGACGUACUCUCAGUGUUUACCAAGACUGCUUGUAUACAACUGUACUGUUUAUACACUAACAAACAUAAUGUUCUAUAGUCACAACUUAUGCAUUUUUAUUGCCAAUAUUUCGCAUAGACACGUUUCGUGCAUUAUAAUUUUAUCUAAUGUUUUCUCUUGUCCCUAUUCUGACUUAAACAAUUAAUGUAAGUGUCCGGUGUACAUUGUAGACGGUGUUUUAUUAUAAUUGCUUAUUGCAUUUCUCUAAACGAAGUUAACUUUACGUGUACCUAUUGUACAGGUGCUUUACACCUUCGUUUGAUACUGUGUUUAGACAAAUUCGAGCUCAAUUCCUCAGUCACUAAUUGCGAUAAAUAAGUGUGUAGGUAAUAUACAUCACAUAUCUCACUCGAGACAUCCAUCCCACCCUAUGUUCGAAUUUAAAGCACUUAUACGUAAAUAUCGGUCUACUAAAUUGGUAGAGAUAUACCUAGUUUCUUUGUCACUGAACCAAAAAACAGGAUAAACUUAAUAAAGAAUCAUUCCUUCUUAGUCAUUUAUUAGCAACGUAUAGGUUCAUUCCCCGCAAAACUUUCUCACCAUCGUCAUCUUCCGUUCAACUUCCUUUCCGACAACAUUAUCUCAUAGAACUUCCAUAUUUAUCCCGUACUCAUACAUUAUGUAUAAAAUAAAUAGGUAAAUGAAACUUAAUUGUAUAACGUUAAUAAUACUACUUUAAAUAAAUAGAAACAAAGAGACUUUCUCACCUU